AUGGUGUUACCAGCCUCAGCUUAUAUCCAGGAAGGUGGACAAAGCUUCAGCCAGAUCACAGAGCUGGUGGUUCGUGAGCAGCUUCAUGAUGGGGAGAAUCCCCACAAGUGCUCAGAGUGUGGGAAGAGCUUCAGGCAGAGCAGCACCCUGAUCAGCCACCAGAUGAUCCACACCAGGGAAUGGGCCUCCGAGUGUGGGGAAUGUGGGAAGGGCUUCAGUUACAGGUCCACCCUUGUGACCCACCAACGCAUCCACACCGGGGAGAGGCCCUACAAGUGUCCCCAGUGUGGGAAGAGUUUCACCCAGAGCUCUGACUUGACCAGACAUGAGCAGCUCCAUGAUGGGGAGAAGCCUCACACGUGCAUGGAGUGUGGGAAGAGCUUCAGGCGGAACUGCAACCUGAUUGUGCACCAGAGGAUCCACACUGGGGAGAAGCCCUACGAGUGUGGGGAGUGUGGAAAGAGCUUCAGCCAGAGGUCUAGCCUGAUCAAGCACCAGAGGAUCCACACUGGAGAACGGCCCUUCGAGUGUGGGGAGUGUGGGAAGAGCUUCAGCCUGAGCUCCAACCUGAUCAAGCACCAGAGAACCCACACUGGGGAGAGGCCCUACGAGUGUGGGGAGUGUGGGAAGAGCUUCUCACAGAGCUCCCACCUGUCCUCGCACAAGAGGACCCACACUGGGGAGAAGCCCUAUGAGUGUUCCAAGUGUGGGAAGGGGUUUCAGAUCAGCUCCCGUCUCAUCAGGCACUAUCAGAGUCACACAGAGGAGAGGCCCUUCCAAUGCCCUGAGUGCGGGAAGAGAUUCAGGCAGAACGCCCACCUGAUCAGGCACCGGCGCAUCCACACUGGGGAGAGGCCCUACGAGUGUCCCCAGUGUGGGAAGAGCUUCUCCAGGAGUUCUCACUUGACCCGACACCAACAGAGGCACUGGUAAGGGAAGCCCUGCGAGUGCCCCGAGUGCGGGCAGAGCUUCGUGCGCUGCUCCAGCUCCAUCCCCCA
Molecule: messenger RNA, 998 nt
Organism: Melospiza melodia melodia
Lineage: Eukaryota; Metazoa; Chordata; Aves; Passeriformes; Passerellidae
Product: zinc finger protein 239-like
Exons: 4
Coding region: 1-933 (310 amino acids)
Source: RefSeq, a predicted model, not a curated record